Molecule: messenger RNA, 1130 nt
Organism: Ambispora leptoticha
Lineage: Eukaryota; Fungi; Glomeromycota; Glomeromycetes; Archaeosporales; Ambisporaceae
Source: the annotation of a GenBank genome assembly
CUAAAGUCGAGACGGAAACACUUAAAAUCAAGUCCGCUAAUCGCAUUUGGAGAUGGAAACCGGAUAAUAAAAAUUUUGCUCCUGCAGAGAUCAAGCCAGUGCUUUACAAGAAGACGCCUAUUGAUAAGGGUCUACCUGGUAUUCUGACUAUUAACGGUAUUUACGAGAACGAAGGAACAUAUUUAAAUUCUGAGGUGCUUAUCUUGCCAUACAUCAAAGAUUCCAAUGGCUAUCCGUUGCCUCCGAAGUCUCCGUUGCUAAAACUACCGCUAAAUGAAAAAUUGGGUAACUGGCAUACUGUGGAACUGAUCCCUGACUCUAAUGGCUUGAUCAAUUUGAUCGCAGUCGCAAACUCGGAUGGAACAGUAGACGUAUUCACAAAAGAAGGAAAAAGGAAAAACUCUUUCAAUUUGCCACACGCACAUGGACUCGUUUGGGAUGGCAAAACAUCGACUCUAUUUGCACUUGGCCAUACGGAUCUGCAGACAUAUCAGCUAGACCCCAAGGAUUCCUCAAAUUUAAGGCUAUUAACAACACUUGACUUCUCGGAAUACUAUGAAAAUAAGAAUAAAGAGAGAGAGCAGGAUAAGGACGGUGGGCACGACUUAUGCCCUGUUCCGGGCGAGAGGAAACUUUUUUUGACAACGGGUGAACGGACAUUUAAAUUCGACAUAGACGAGUAUGAAAAGCUCAUUCCGAAAGGAAAAAAGAUAUUGGAACGUUAUAUACUUAAAAAAGAUGGAAAGGUAUUAAAACCUUACCAGCCAAUGUUUAAAAUAGAUAGCAAGUAUUGGCGACACAUCGCGUCAGACGAAACAACUUCUCCAAAGGCGAAAGGGUUGAAAAACAGAGUAACGCCAAAGAAAGGAGGAGUAAAGUCAAUCUCCCAGAUCCCUGGGACGAGUGUUGUCAUCGCUCACGCUGCGCCUUGGUUCGCUUAUAGUAGUGAGCUGGGUGAUAAUGAGGUGGAGUAUCCGUACACUUCGAAUUUAUUGCUAGUUACCACAGGCCCAGAGGAUAAGCCUCUCCCGGAUGAUAAACUUAUUGACGUUGAUCUAACUAAAGGACAUAAAAUCGAAUUUUCGGAAGCAAUCUUCUAUAAGGCGCGUGUAUUGGACUUUCCCAAAUAA